Linnemannia hyalina is the source of this 1722-nucleotide messenger RNA. The record is from the annotation of a GenBank genome assembly. NCBI's taxonomy places the organism in Eukaryota, Fungi, Mortierellomycota, Mortierellomycetes, Mortierellales, Mortierellaceae.
AUGAGUUUAACAAGUUCAACAAUAAUCGAAGCUUCUGCCGUAGGUAGAUUCAGCUACACAUUCCCCACCAGCACCAACUCCUAUCCACCCAACCCCAGCAACAAGGCCAUGACAGACUUGGAUAACAAGCCUCCAGGCUACCAACGGUCAAUCAUCAUCCUUAUCGCCUUCAGCUGUCUAGUCCUGCUCGGUACUGUCUUCGGUAGCGCCUUAUAUUGGUACCGGUACCGGGCCAAGUGGCGGAUGGAGGAGAAGGAGGCCUUUGAGAUUGUUUAUCCGAGUAAUAAGGCUCAGGUGGGGAACAGUCGUGGCUUUGAGGGUGAUGGUGUGGGUGAUGGAGAGGGUGAGGGUGGUGAGGUGGUUAAGAGUAGGUGGUCGGUGAGGGGGCUUGAGAGUGCAAUGGUGGUGGUGGAGGAGAAGGAGGCUAAGAAGGCCUUUUCUGGUCAUCAGGUAUCGAAUAACAGCAUCAACGAUAACAAUAGACCGCAGAGUCUGCAACUACCACAACAACAACUAUUGCAGCAACGACAAGCUAAUGAAAUGGUGGAGAAGGAGGAGAAGGAGGUGGUCAAAAUCGAGAUUGCACCGGGUCAGAGUAACGCGUUGGAGGCCGAGCGGUGGAUGGAGGAGGAUCGACAGCGGUACCAGGAGUUGAGCGAGCUGAUCAAGAGCCCCAUCUUAAUCCAGCAACAUGAGGCGCUCCUUCUCCAACAACCCUUUCAACCACAGUCUCCGGUCGGUCGAUCUCUGCAAUCUCAGUCUCUUCAGUCUCAACAACAGAUCCUUCUUCAGCAAGAAUUCCUUCUUCAACAGUAUCAACACUUGCAAGAACAGCAUCAACAGGAGCAACACCAACGACAACAGGAACAACUACAACAACAGCAACACAAGGAACAACAAGGGACACCUACUCGCAAGCCCUGGCAUCUCCCAUUGGGUCUUUACGAUCAAUUGUUUCGAAAGAAAAGCAGAGCGGCGCUAUCGAGGGCGAGUUCAAAGUGGGAAGGUGGUAUGGACAGUUUAUCCCCCACCCUAUCGACGUCGCAUCCGCCAUCGCCAUCCCUAUUGACAUUGUCGGCUGCACCAAGCGCGGUGAGCAUGAUGCCGUUCUCUGUUGGUGAUGGCGUUCGUCCGAACACCUCUCAUCCGCCUCUUGGGCUCAGCCGCCUCACAAUCGUUAAUACUCCCUUGUACCCUUCGCCUCCUUCUGUUACUCCUCCUACGGCAACACCUGUUCGCCCCUUUCGAAUCAAGAUUGGUGAGGCCCACUAUUGUUUGACACCCGAUUCGACAACCCCUUCCCCCUCGUCAUCAUCAGCGCCCAGGUCAUCCUCGUCUACAGUCGUCGCUUCUUCCUCCCUCCAGCUAUCCUUGCGCUCCGCCCCGAUCAAUAUGGAUUCUCCAACUCAGCCUUGGAAGAACGUAUCUGAGUUUGCCUUCCCGACGCCGCUGUUGACCUCGUCAUUGAGCAUCUCCGAUGGUGGUGGUGGUGUUCGGACUCCACAGACUGUGUCGCCGAUCGAGAACGGGCCGAUCCCGCGUGGAGUCAGUAAGCGAACUGUGCAUGCCUGUGUUAUGCCACCUCAAGCAGAGGACGGGGAAGAGGCAAAGGAUGGGGGAGAGAAGGAGAAGGAGAGGGAGUUGGAGGAGUCGGUCAUGUCGCCUACGCUUCCCCUAUCUUCAACCCAGUUCCGACGCUUCUACGACCUUGAGAUCGACUAG